CUUACGGGAUAGAAAGAAUCGCAUCAGACAUCCAAGCUGUCAAUCUUGAUGGUGUUGUUCAUUUGUUCAAGGGCGUUAGUGCCGAAGAAGUCGCAAGACCGACUGGACCAGUCGACCUACUGAUUGGCUACGAGUAUGCAGGGUUUCAUCCGCAGCUAGAAAGAAGAAACGGACAUCUUCUGCUACUGAAAAACCAGUUUGGAAAAUGCAUUGGUGGCAAACACCCAAGCAUCAAAGAAACUCACCAAACCAGUGCGUUGACUAGUGCCCGAGCCUAUCAUGUCAAUGCCAUUAAUGUUGAGGACAUCUACAACAUUGAAGGUUUGGGGGUAGCUUGUUCACCAUGCUGUGGAGGUUGUAAAUGUGGAAAGUGUCCAAAGGGAAGCAAUGAUUACACCCUCAAAGAAGAGAGAGAACUGAAGCUGAUCGAAAGCAAAUUGACGUUUGACGACGAAGAGAAGAAAUGGACCGCAGAAUACCAGUGGAUAAGAAAUCCGCAAGAAUUACCUGACAACAGAAGGGCAGCAAUGAGAGAUGCGAAUGAAGAAGAGCUAAAUAGUGAAAUUGAACAAAACAAUGAAAUAACAAGUGAUGUUGAAGAAAGACAAGUGGACGAGGAAAGACCACACGUUGGUCAAGCACAUGAAAGUCAUGAAUCAAGAGAAGUGGAGGAAACACAGAGACUUGUUAAAGUGAACGGUGAAGGGAGUCGAUCAAGUGAGAGAAACGAAAUACGGAGAAGACAAGCAAAGAGAGUUGUUGAACCGAGCAACACUACGAGACAAAUAGUUACGCAAGCUGGUGAGAAGAGGAAAGGCAGUCCUGAUGUACAACUUCUUGGUAGAAAGAGAAAAGACACCGAUGGACGGAACGAACAAAAGAAUGUUGUUGAUAAAAAAGAAACUGCAGCGAGAGAUGUUAUUGCAAGGCAGGACAUUGACACAAGGAAGAAUGAUGUGAGGGUACAAAACAAGCGCAGAGUUGUUCGGGCAGUCGGUGACACAAACCUCAUUGCGGAACGCAACAUCGGUGCAACGAGUGAUUUUCUUAUUACGAAAGUCAUCAGAGCAAAGAAUGAUGGUGGUGCAAGAAAUGAUGAAAAGGCGAAGGAAAGUUCUGGCACCAGAAUGAGCGCUGAGCAGAGAAAUGAGGGUGAUAUGACCAGCAACACAACAGAGAUCACAAGGAAAGAUGUUGCCGCCCACAAUAAUAGUGACUCUAAGGAAGAUGCUGGCAGUGUACUCAGUGGCGAAGAAAGUGACAACAGUAACACCACACAUGUUCACAUAAGGAAUGGCGACUUGCGAAAUUCUGAUGCAAGAGAGAGUCAGAAAGGUGGUGGAAAAACCUUGACGGACACAUCAAGAAACAAUGAAGCCUCGAGCAAGGCAAUUCGUAAGAGUUUGGAAAACUAUUCAUUUUCCCCGUGUGUGAUAAAGGACACGCCAGUAGAAAUGGUUUAAAACAUCAUUAUAAGACACAUCAGAAUGGCAAUGAGAACAAAACGUAUUUGUAUUAUUGCCAUGAAUGUAAGGAAGGUUUUGAGACGAAGAGAAAGUUCUGGUUGCAUGAUGUGAAAGUUCGUGGACUUAUUGAAACGUCGUCGGAUGAAAGUGAUUCAGAAAUGGUUGCAGGGCAUGAAGAGAGAGUUGGCAGCACGCGGCUAAGCAUGACAGACACAAGAACUGAUGUAAGGAGUGGUAGAGAUGUAAGAGGUGCUAGGAUGGACUGGAGACUUGGUAGGGUCCCAAAAUUCAAGUCUGGAAACGAUGGAAAGGUUAGGAACGUCAAAGUUCAGUACAAGAAUCCAAAGAGUGGAGAACCCAUCAAUAAAUAUGGUGGUCAAGAUUAUGUCACAGUUGAACGAGCCAUUCACCGAUUAGUGGUAAUUCUGCCUGCUGAUCAUGAUGAUAAGUGA
Molecule: messenger RNA, 1918 nt
Organism: Paramuricea clavata
Lineage: Eukaryota; Metazoa; Cnidaria; Anthozoa; Malacalcyonacea; Plexauridae
Source: the annotation of a GenBank genome assembly